Molecule: messenger RNA, 1271 nt
Organism: Paramecium pentaurelia
Lineage: Eukaryota; Ciliophora; Oligohymenophorea; Peniculida; Parameciidae
Source: the annotation of a GenBank genome assembly
AUGAAAAAUGUUGAUUCUUACUUAGAUACUUUAUUUGGAGAUUUUGCAACUACUAAAUGUUUCAAAUAUGCUCAAAAAAUAGUUUCUAUUAAAUCAUAGAAAAUUUUCCAAGAAUUAGACUCUAAUUAGUUAUUCAUAAAUGGAAAGAAAUAACAUUUAGAUUUGUCUUUUCGAUCCUAAACUGCUUAAAUUUAAAAUCCAACAAGGUACUAUAUCAAAAAUAGUAAGAAAGAUUGAUUGCUUUGGUCAAAUUGAAGCUAAAACAUAUACAAAAGAAGAGAUAGACUCUAUGAGAAAGGAACGAGGAUAGAGAGCAUAGAUAAAAUUAAAAUAAAUAUAAGAGACUUCAGAGAAGAGAAAACAUGACUUUAUGGAAUCUUGGAAAAAGACUUAAUAAAUUUAACAUCAGAAACCAUUAUAUUAAGUAUUAUAAGAAUAAGAGAAUGAAUUGAUAAAAUAAUAAUAACAAAUAAUAUAAUAAAAAUUAGAAUAAAUCAAAUUAGAAAGGAGACCUUUAAAUAAAUUAGAUUUUGAAGAACAUAGAAAAAAAUUUUGUGAUUUAAUUAUUUAACCAAGACUUAAAUCUAAUGAAUCAUAAAUAAAUAAUUAAAAAAAAUCUAUUAGUCCUGAGAAAUCUAUUUACUAUUUAAAAAUUCAAUAGGAAAAAGCUAAAUAAAAAUAAUUAGAAUUAGAGAGAAAAAAUCAUUUAAUGGAGUUAUAAGAGAAAAAGAAGAAUUUUUCAGAGGAAACAAAAAAAAGAUUUAAACCAAAGUUAAGUUUAGAUAAAUAAAAUGAGCUAUUAGAAAUUUAAAGUAAGUUACAUCAUAGAUCUGAUUUUUAAAAAUAUUAAGUUUUAGCAAAUAAAAUAAGAUAAAAAAAGAUUUCAUAUUAAAUAUAAGACACAGAUGAAGAGACUAAAUCAUUAAUUAAUUUUAUUAAAAAUAAAGAUUAGAACACUUCAUAUGAUAUUGCUAGUUAAGAUACUCAAUUACCAAAAUUUAAACAUAAAAGUUUUGUUAUUGAAACUAAUACUUAGCAUUAAAAUAUGAAUUAUUGGUAAAGAGUAGCUUUAAAUCAAAAUUUAUCAGUUAAAGAUAAGAAUCUAUUAAUAAUAGAGGAAGCAAAAAAGUAGAAAUAGAUUUUAGUUUAGGUUAGAACAUUUGGCAAAAUAAUAAGAGUAAUUAGCACGUGUUUCAGGUUAUGAUUGCUUAUAAGCAGACAAUCUUUUGAUUAGUUCGAUUAAAGCAAAGUUAACAGUUUUAGAAAAUUGA